AUGGGGAGGGACCGGAGCCUUUCUAGGCAUUUUCGGAUCUUCAUCCCUAAGAAGCACAGACAGCGCUUUGACGAGAUGGUCUCUCAGAGCCUCCUCAGUCGACUGAGGGGGAGAAGUUUUAGCGAGCACAGCCGUAACCGUCUGCGUCGCAGCCGUAGCGAGGACCACCCCGAGCGCCUGCUGGUGUCCACCCGCGCCAGUUCGGUUCCUCGCGCCGCAAACGAAGACGCCGCAGUGCCCCCGUCCCGUGGCCUCCGGAAGACAACGUCUCUCAUCGCCGGACACUCCAGUUCCAUUGCCAACCGCAGGACGGUGCGAGUGUACAAAGGGAACCAGAGCUUUGGGUUUACUCUUCGUGGCCAUGCUCCUGUCUGGAUUGACUCAGUCAUCCCAGGGAGUCCGGCUGAAAAAGCAGGCCUCAAACCUGGAGACCGCAUCCUUUUCCUCAAUGGGCUGGACAUGAGGAGCUGCUCCCAUGAAAAGGUGGUGUCCAUGCUGCAGGGCAGUGGAGCGAUGCCUACUCUGGUGGUGGAGGACGGGCCACCAGUCUUCACCCUGGCAGAACCAGAUCAGCAGAUGGAGGUGCCUGCCCACUCCCGCUCUCCGGUGCUUAGCUCCCUGCAGUGGGUGGCGGAGAUCCUGCCCCCCAGCAUUCGGGUGCAAGGCCGAACCUUCAGCCAACAGAUGGAACAUCUGCUCACUCUACAAGAGCGCUACACCAUCUGCAAAGCUCUGGAGGCCUUCUUUCAGCACAGAAAUGUGGACACCCUGAUAGUGGAUGUGUUUCCUGUGCUGGAUACACCAGCCAAGCAGGUGAUCUGGCAGUUUAUCUACCAACUCCUGACCUAUGAGGAACAAGAGCAUUGCCAAAACAAGAUCUCACGUUUCCUUGGUUAUAAAAUCACUUUGCCAGCAGUGGAGCCGGAGCCAGCCCCAGAGCCUCACAGGCGGAGUAGUUCGAUGAAGGUUACGGGCACCACCUACCGGAGCAGCGUGAGGGGCAGGAGCUCUGAUGACCUCGUCAUAGGCACUCAUUUAGGAAUGGGCAUCCGAACGGAACCCGUGGAGGUGGGCAUGCGACUAGCCCCAGGAGAGAGACAGUCUGGAGAUGGGACCUCCCUCCCUGAGACUCCUAACAACCUUACCAAUUUGUCUGCAGUGUACGCUGAACUGGAGAACGUGUAUGCUGGAAAGAGGUCAAAGUCCCUGAAGAGUCGACCUCCUCCUCCACCGGACACUCUGGUUAACACUGACGCGUUUGCACACUCAUCCAGUCAGUCCGUACGGGCACGCUCUUCUUCACCAUCUGUCCGUGCUACUUCAGGAAGCCGUAAGUCUAAACCAAUGCAGUGGACGGAGCCCUUACCCAGUCCCCCACAGCCCUCUUACCCUCCGGAGCUGCCCAGUCAGGAGAGUAUUGAGACUAACCCCUACAUUAGCCUGGAAAGUCCUCCUCUCUCUCCGCCCUCCCCUCCGGACCACCCCCCUAGCCCACCCAUCCGUAAGAAACGGUACACCUUCUCUCGGCCCCCCCGCAGUGCAGACACGGACCUGUUUCUGGAUGCACUGAGUGAGCAGCUGGGGCAGCAGAUUACAGUGGAUGAUUUCCUGUCCCCAGAAAAUGACUAUGAGGAGGACGUUGUCCAGAUGACCUUCCAGGAUGAGGAGGAUGAAGAUGUGGAAGAGGAAGAAGAGGAGGGUCCAUUCCUGCCACCAGACCUUAGCAGCGCGAGUGAGAAUCACAGCAGCAGUGGAGAUGCCAGCUCACUCACCUACUCCUCCAGUUCUGAACACAUUCCUCCACCUCCUCUUAGCCCUCCACCACCUCCACCUGUCCAAUUCAAUGAUCCACCUCUACAGAAUCACGACCCACCAAUGCCUGCUGGCUACACCUCUGAACCUGCACCCCGUCAGUUCACCUUUCGACGCCACCCUGGACCUCCACCCCCACCUCCACCCAGGUCCAACCCACCACCCAAGCGUCAGUCUCUGCACAAGGUGUUGCCCACUCGUGAGGAUCUGAUAGCCCACCAAGUAUUGCAAGAGCACCAGUCGUUGCCAGUCCAGCCCACAACUGGUCACCAUGGGCACCCUCUGCAGCAGAUGCAUCAGUCCCUACCUCCCCUGCCUUCCCCAGAUUCAUCAAUUCCCAGCCAUGCUCUGUAUCAGGCUCACCAGGUCCACCACGGUCGUCAAGCCUACCAGGCUAACCAGGCCCUUCAAGGUCUUCAUGCUCACCAAGGUCAUCAGAUUCAUCAAACUCAUCAAGCUCAUCAGAUUUACCAGGUACAUCAGGCUCAUCAGACUCAGCAGUCCUCUCAACUCUCUAGCUCCAUGGACAGGCUUGAUAGGCUUGAUAGGAUGGAAAGGUCAGAUAGACAAAUCUAUCAGAUCUUUGAACCUCAGCCUACUCGCCACACCCAACAGAUUCAUCAGGUUCACCAUUCCCACCAUGCUCACCCAUCUUCCCAGCUUUCCAGCUCCAUGGACAGGCUAGACAGGUUGGAUAGGAUGGAAAGGACUGAGAGACAUGCUCAGCAGAUUCACCAACCUCAACCCUCUUCUCAUUCUGUCCACCAGGUUCAGCAGCUUCACCAGGUUCAAAAGACUCAUCAAGCCCAUCAGACCCAUAAAAGUCAACAGACUCAACAGCAUCAUCAAACACACCAAGCCUAUCAGUCUGCCCAGGCCUCUCAGCCCGUUCACCAGACUCAUCACAUUCAUCAGAUCCACCACAUACACCAAGCCCAGAUGAUUCAGUCAGCCCCACAAUACCACCCCAUUCACCAACCUCACCAGCCACAUCAAACCCCACAGAUCCUCUCCACCUUCCAACCACAACCACCUCCAUCACAACAACAACAACAACAACAACAACAACAGCAGCAGCAGCAAAAGCAACAGCAGCAGCAACAACAACAACAACAACAGCAACAGCAGCAGCUCCAUUCCUCUGCUCAAGCUAGACAGAGUCCUCAGCCCAUGCACCACCAACGCCCACCCCAAACCCAGCCAUCACCCCACCGCUCUGAUCAAACCCACGUGGAACCCCCACCUCCUCCACCUUUACCUCCACCUUGUGUGCCCCCUCCUCUGCCCAAAUCCUCACCUCAGGGGACUGACUCCAGUCACAUGAGUGUGAAGAGACUGCGCUGGGAGCAGGUGGAGAACUCAGAAGGCACCAUCUGGGGACAGUUGGGAGAGGACUCAGAUUAUGACAAACUAAGUGACAUGGUGAAAUACCUGGACCUGGAGCUGCAUUUUGGGACACAAAAGAGCCCAAUCUCUCUUCCAGAACCAGCCCCUCAGCCCGAGUCUUUUAAAAAGAAGGAUGUGAUUGAGAUUCUCUCUCAUAAAAAGGCCUACAAUGCCUCUAUCCUGAUUGCUCACCUGAAGCUGUCACCAGCGGAGCUCCGUCAGGUGUUGAUGACCAUGGCUACUGAGCGGCUGGAACCUGCCCACAUCAAACAACUACUCCUGUACGCCCCAGAUGAGGACGAAGUCAAACAGUACGAACAGUACAGCGAUGAUCCUUCCAAACUCAGCGAGCCGGACCAGUUUGUCCUACAGAUGCUGUCAGUACCUGAGUAUAAAACUCGUUUGAAGAGUCUUCACUUUAAGACGACACUGCAGGAGAAGACAGAGGAGAUGAGAGGAGGGUACGAAUGUGUCUACAAGGCUUCACUGGAACUCAAGAACAGUAAAAAACUUGCCAAAAUCCUAGAGUUUGUACUGGCAAUGGGGAAUUACUUGAACAAUGGUCAACCCAAGAGCAAUAAAACCACUGGUUUUAAGAUCAAUUUCCUCACUGAGCUCAGUACCACAAAAACAGUGGAUGGAAAAUCGACUUUCCUGCACAUCUUGGUUAAAUCAUUGUGCCAACACUUUCCAGAGGUACUGGACUUUGCCAAGGAGCUGAUGACGGUGCCACUGGCAGCCAAAGUAAACCAGAGGAACAUCACUGCAGAUCUAAAUGAUCUACACAAUACUAUUCAGGAUAUCCGCUCUGCCUGCCAGAAAAUGCCAGCCACCCCAGAGGACCGCUUUGCCACUGUCAUGAGUGGCUUUCUAGAGAACAGUCACCCGGCUGUACAGUCUCUGGAGUCACUACAGCAGAGGGCUAUGGAGGAGUUCUCUAAGGUCGCCUCCUUCUUUGGGGAAGACAGUAAAUCCACUACCACUGAGGCCUUUUUUGGAAUCUUUGCUGAAUUUAUGGCCAAGUUUGAGAGAGCCCUCAGUGAUAACCAAUCGACAGAAAACCCAAGGAGUCCUCGCAGCCCACGUAUGGCCUCACCCUUGGCCUGGUAA
This is a messenger RNA of Chanos chanos (milkfish), 4308 nucleotides long. RefSeq names its product glutamate receptor, ionotropic, delta 2 (Grid2) interacting protein, a (gene grid2ipa). Bases 1 to 4308 code for a protein of 1435 amino acids. NCBI's taxonomy places the organism in Eukaryota, Metazoa, Chordata, Actinopteri, Gonorynchiformes, Chanidae. Gene Ontology annotation, molecular function: protein binding. The record is from RefSeq and is a predicted model, not a curated record. The transcript has 21 exons.